Molecule: messenger RNA, 1449 nt
Organism: Rhinichthys klamathensis goyatoka
Lineage: Eukaryota; Metazoa; Chordata; Actinopteri; Cypriniformes; Leuciscidae
Gene: camk1ga
Product: calcium/calmodulin-dependent protein kinase IGa
Exons: 13
Coding region: 92-1405 (437 amino acids)
Biological process (GO): peptidyl-serine phosphorylation
Cellular component (GO): intracellular anatomical structure
Molecular function (GO): calcium/calmodulin-dependent protein kinase activity; calmodulin binding; ATP binding
Source: RefSeq, a predicted model, not a curated record
UUCAGGUAGAUGCUCAACAACUGCGUCUCCUCAUCACAUCAUCAUCAUCAUCAUCAUCCCUCCGGAGUCAGUUUGUGAAACUCGAGCCGCGAUGGGUCGCAAGGAGAUCAACUGCAGCUGGAAGAAGAUCACCAGCAACAUCAAGGACAUCUUUGACUUCAAGGAGGUUCUGGGAUCGGGCUCGUUUUCUGAGGUCUACCUGGUGAGAGAGAGAAAGACCGGGAACUUCUACGCCCUGAAGUGUGUGAAGAAAAAACAGCUGCACCACUCCAACCUUGAGAACGAGAUCAAGGUGCUGAAGAGGAUAAAGCAUGAUAAUGUGGUUGCAUUGGAAGAUUUCUACGAGACGAGAACACACUAUUACUUGGUCAUGGAGCUGGUGUCGGGCGGAGAGCUGUUUGACCGUAUUCUGGAUCGAGGUGUUUUCACGGAAAAAGACGCCAGCCGUGUGAUCAAACAGGUCCUGGAGGCCGUUUCCUACCUGCACCAGAACAGCAUCGUCCACAGAGACCUGAAGCCGGAGAACCUUCUGUACUACAGUCCAGAGGAGAACGCCAAGAUCAUGAUCAGUGACUUCGGUCUGUCGAAGAUGGCGGAUCACGGCGUGAUGUCCACGGCCUGUGGAACACCGGGAUAUGUUGCUCCGGAGGUUCUGGCUCAGAAACCGUACAGUAAAGCGGUGGAUUGCUGGUCUAUCGGCGUCAUAACGUACAUUCUGUUGAGCGGAUACCCGCCAUUUUACGAGGAGAAUGAAACGCGCCUUUUCUCCAAGAUCAUGAAGGCAGAAUAUGCGUUUCACUCGCCGUACUGGGACGACAUCUCCGAGUCAGCAAAGGACUUUAUCAGGCACAUGCUGGAGAAAAACCCUAAUAAACGCUUCACAACGGAACAAGCACUCGGCCAUCCAUGGAUAAUUGGAGACACGGCGCACAAUGACAAUAUUAUUCAGUCCGUCUGUGAGCAGAUGCAGAAGAACUUCGCCAAAUCCAAGUGGAAGCGAGCCAUUAACGUGACGGUGGCUGUCAGUCACAUGCGGCGUCUUCAGUUCGCUCACGCUGACCCUGAGGUCAUGACCCCGAGCCUGACCCCGCCCCCGCUGAUCGAGGUGCUGGACGUCUCGUCUCCAGGCCCCGCCCCCAGCGAGCUGGACACCAACGGGAACCCCUCGUGCAGUCACAUGACCCUGUCGCCUCACGCUGAUGUCAUCAGGGGGCGUGGCCCGCUCAAGGCCUGCAACAGCGAGCCGAUGCACGCGCUGGUCAUCUCUGAGACCGGGCAACACGUGUAUCACUCGGAGUCGGACCUGUGUGCGUCAGACUGCGCCGCUAACAGGUCGGACAGGGUGAUGUGUGGCACAGAUGGGCGUGGCCAGACCCUUCAGACCGGCGUUUGCUCUCUGAUGUAAUCGUCUGACUGACAGCUGUCAAUCAAAUGAAAUCGUGUUUAUCC